Molecule: messenger RNA, 1087 nt
Organism: Emiliania huxleyi CCMP1516
Lineage: Eukaryota; Haptophyta; Isochrysidales; Noelaerhabdaceae
Product: centrin-like protein
Exons: 1
Coding region: 7-468 (153 amino acids)
Biological process (GO): spindle pole body duplication
Cellular component (GO): microtubule organizing center
Molecular function (GO): calcium ion binding; microtubule binding
Source: RefSeq, a predicted model, not a curated record
CCGCGCAUGAAGCGACAGCCAACGCUGGCUGAAGAGCAGGCGCGCGAGGCGCGCGAGGCGUUCGACCUCUUCGACCUGGAGAAGCGCGGCCGCAUCGGCUACCACGAACUCAAGGUGGCGCUUCGCGCGCUUGGCUUUGACGUGCGUAAGGCGGACGCGCUGCGGCUGGUGGCGAGCCACGGUGCGCAGGGCGCGGUGGCGGAGGACGAGUUUCUUGAGAUCGUCGCGGAGUAUACGAGUAAGCGCGACCCUGAGGCCGAACUGCUCAAGGCGUUCGAGCUCUUUGACGAGGACCGGACCGGCCGCAUCUCGCUGCGCAACAUGCGCCGCAUCUGCCGCGAGCUGGGCGAGCCGCUCGCCGACGAGGAGCUGCAAGCGAUGAUUGACGAGUUCGACGGCGACGGCGACGGCCAGAUCUCUUUCGUCGAGUUUGCGGCCAUCAUGCGCUCCUCCGAUAUCUACGAGUAGGAGGAGUGGGACAACAGGCAAACGAGGCCGGACGCAGCUGCCACAAAGAGGGAGCGUGGCAGCGGCCGCCUCGGCGACAGUGCGGCGCGGAGGCACCGCUCGCAAAGAGAAGACGGCGAAGCUGCGGCGGUGCGCCCGCAAGAGCGCUGGCCGGGGCGCGCGGCGGCGGCGCGCUGGUGUCAAGGAAGUGGAGGAGGCGCGGCCGACCAGGAGCCAGGCGCGGGAUGUGCAGCCGUGAUGUAUGGGUGAUGGCGGAUGCGCGAGGGGACGCGGCGACGAGGACGACGGGUGUGGGGUCGCGAUCGAGGGGGGCGGUUCGCGCGUGCAGAGAGGUUCGCGAACGGGCAGCUGCUCGGCUCUCGGAACGAGGAGGGCGAGGCAAUGCUCAGCUUCUUCACCGACGCGGCCCACGCGCGCCGUGCUGGCCAGCGUGCAGGAGAGCGGCAAGGUGGAGGGCGCGCAGCUGUCGGCUUGGUUUUUGUGUUCACGCACUUUGGGCGUCGGUGCGUGUGAGAGAGAUGCAGAUGAAAACCAAGAACGAACAAAAGAGAAAUCACUCGCAUGUAAAAUUCUUUGCUUUGUUAGUGCCAGUGCGCGCCAAUAAAUAAAUAAAUAGAGC